Molecule: messenger RNA, 915 nt
Organism: Haliotis rubra (blacklip abalone)
Lineage: Eukaryota; Metazoa; Mollusca; Gastropoda; Lepetellida; Haliotidae
Product: extensin-like
Exons: 1
Coding region: 1-915 (304 amino acids)
Source: RefSeq, a predicted model, not a curated record
AUGCUUCCACCCCACCCCCAACAUCCUGUGUUCCACCCUCUACCACCCUCUACCUCCACAGCCUGUGUUCCACCCUCUACCUCCACAUCCUGUAUUCUACCCUCUAUCUCCACAGCCUGUGUUCCACCCACACAUCCUAUGUUCCACCCACACAUCCUGUGUUCCACCCUCUACCCCCACAGCCUGAUUUCCCAACCCCCACAGCCUGUGACCCCACCCCAGCAUCCUGUGUUCCCAAACCCCAACAGCCUGAGUUCCCAACCCCCUCAGCCUGUGUUCCACCCUCUACCUCCACAGCCUGUGUUCCACCCUCUGCCUCCACAGCCUGUGUUUCCAACCCUGUAUCCUGAGUCUCAACUCCAAACUCCUGUACCCCCACCCUCUACCUCCACACCCCAUGUCCCAACCUCCAAACUCCUCUGCUUCAACAUCCAGUGUCCCCAACCCCCAAAUCCUGUGUUCCACCCUCUACCUCCACAUCCUGUGUACCCUCCUGUGUUCCACCCUCUACCUCCACAUCCUGUGUACCCACCCCCAAAUCCUGUGUUCCACCCUCUACCUCCCCAUUCUGUGUCCCCACCCCCAAAUCCUGUGUUCCACCCUCUACCUCCAUAUCCCAUGUCCCCACCCCCAAAUCCUGUGCCCCCACCCUCUACCUCCACAUCCUGUGUCCCCAUCCCCAAAUCCUGUGCCCCCACCCUCUACCUCUACAUCCUGUGUCCCCACCCUCUGCAUCCUGUGCCCCAUUUUCUACAUCCAUAUCCUGUGCCCCACCCACUACCUCCACAUCCUCUGUUCCCACAUCCAGAAUCCUAUGCCCCUACCAUCUACCCCCAUCCUGUGCCCCACCCCACCCCACAUCCUGUGCCCCCACCCUUUACCUCCACUCCUUUACCUCUUUAUCAGAACAUCUGA